CGCCGGCCUAAUCGAGAAGCAGGCAGCAGCACAACAACCGCGCGGCUCGAGAUCCGCCGCCGACGAGGGUCUCGCCGCCGACGCACCAUGGCCACCGGCAACUCCCACCACCGCGCUCGCCUACGCUCCCGCGCGGCGCCGCUCCUCCUAGUGGUCAUGCUCGCCGUCCUCGCGCUGACCGGCCUCCUCCGAGCCAGCCGCCACGACUUCGUCCCGCCCGUGGCCCGCGCCGCUGCAGGAGGCGGCGGCAACGGCAACCACACCAUCGCGCAGCGGAAGAUCCUGCUCGACCCGGACUUCACCCCGCGGCUGCCGCGCCAGAGCGCGCUCUCCCUCUCGCUCUCGCAGCGGAACGCGCUGCCGCCGCGCAACGCCGACCGCUUCCCGCGCCUCCCCGAGGGCCACCUCAAGGUCGUGCUCUACGUCCACAACCGCCCGCGCUACCUCCGCCUCGUCGUCGACAGCCUCUCCCGCGUCGACGGCAUCGGGGAGGCGCUGCUCAUCGUCAGCCACGACGGCUACUUCCCCGAGAUGGACAAGAUCGUGCAGGCUAUCACCUUCUGCCAGGUGAAGCAGAUCUUCGCGCCCUACUCGCCGCACCUCUUCCCGGACGCCUUCCCCGGCGUCUCCUCCGGCGACUGCCAGGGCAAGGACAAGGCGACCGAGAAGCACUGCCAUGGUGACCCCGACCAGUACGGCAACCAUCGCUCGCCCAGAAUUGUGUCGCUCAAGCACCACUGGUGGUGGAUGAUGAACACCGUGUGGGAUGGGCUGGAGGAGACUAGGGACUUCGAUGGCCACAUCCUCUUCAUCGAGGAGGACCAUUACAUCUUUCCCAAUGCGUACCGGAAUGCGCAGCUGCUUGUCGACUUGAAGCCAAGGAAGUGCCCCCAGUGCUAUGCUAUAAACUUGGCACCAUCCGAUGUCAAGGCGAAAGGCGAAGGUUGGGAGAGCUUGAUCGCUGAGAAGAUGGGUAACAUUGGCUAUGCAUUCAACAGGACAGUGUGGAGGAAGAUUCAUGCCAAAGCUAAGCAAUUUUGCACAUUCGAUGAGUACAAUUGGGAUAUAACGAUGUGGGCAACCGUGUAUCCAUCAUUUGGAUCUCCUGUUUACAGUCUGAGGGGACCUAGGAGGAGCGCUGCGCAUUUUGGCAAGUGCGGCCUGCACCAAGGCCAAGGCGCGAGCAAUGUCUGUGUGGAUAAUGGCGAUGCGGCAGUACAAUUAGAUGCCAUUGAUAAGGUCCCUAACAUCAAAGCUAACUGGCCAGUACACAUCAUUCAGAGGCAGGAGGGGUAUCAGGCUGGCUUCAAAGGAUGGGGUGGCUGGGGUGAUAAGCGCGAUCAGGAACUUUGUCUGAGUUUUGCAUACAUGCACCAUUUUAAAGAUCCGUCGUCUGCUUGAUGGGGUACAGGCACACGAAUUUCAGCAUACUUGAUGCCUUGUUGUAUUGUUGUUCAAUAUCAUUGAUUCUUGCACACGGUUUGUGAUAUAAAUAGCAGUCUUCCCUUUCCCAAUUUUGUAGAAUAGCUCUUUUCUCCCAGUUGAAAGACAUUGCUGUUAGAUUUGGAUCAAUAUCCCAAACUGUAUGACUUUAAGCAGUUAAGCUCACAGAUGUGCAUAAAGUUUACUCUUAUAAGCACGAGUUAGCAUUUAUUUUCUA
Messenger RNA from Oryza brachyantha (malo sina), 1660 nucleotides. RefSeq names its product alpha-1,6-mannosyl-glycoprotein 2-beta-N-acetylglucosaminyltransferase. The transcript has a single exon. Gene Ontology annotation, molecular function: alpha-1,6-mannosylglycoprotein 2-beta-N-acetylglucosaminyltransferase activity. The record is from RefSeq and is a predicted model, not a curated record. Gene Ontology annotation, biological process: protein N-linked glycosylation; oligosaccharide biosynthetic process. Gene Ontology annotation, cellular component: Golgi membrane; Golgi stack. NCBI's taxonomy places the organism in Eukaryota, Viridiplantae, Streptophyta, Magnoliopsida, Poales, Poaceae. The coding region runs from base 88 to 1401 and encodes 437 amino acids.